AUGUCCAUGUUCAUCUCCAGUUUCAUGAACGGAAGUGCAUGUGUCGAAUGUCAUGGAAAAGUUCAUUUUCGCUAUGGAAGAGACAGAGUUAUGUUCUCAUUUGAAGCUGGACGACGAUGUGAGUCUGGGCCAGGGAACUUCACCUUCGAGACAAAGCAGGGAAAUGAGAUAUUCCACAUAGUUGAGGAAUCCAUUCGGGAGCAGAAAGCCCAAGCUGAAGAACGACACCAAAGCUGUCCAUCAUUAGACUCUGACUGCCCAGCUCUCCAGCAGAUCCGUGCUGCCAUCUCGGAAGCAAACAGUCGUGAACCAGAUGGAGAUUCUGGUGGUAGCAAGCCUGGGUCCGCGGAUGGUGUUUUUGGUAGAAAAGAGAACGAUGGGAAAAAUUUUAAAGGCCGAAGCCUUCCAGAGCCGCCGCCUCCCGUUGGUGGAACCCCGCCACGAUCUCCCAUGCCACGUGGGUCCAAAAAUAUGUUAGAGGACCAAGGGAGUCUGUACUCAGAGCCCGCUGACUCGGUCCGUGCACCGCCCAGUCCAGGGGACUGUUUAUACUCAGACCCGGUAGACAGUAUCAAAGUCUUGCCCACUCCUAACCCACGCCUCAGGCCGACUGGCGAUGAGGGGGGUAGCCGCCACCCGGGCAUCAAGCCUGAGCCAUUCUAUUCAGACAUCUAUGAUCAGAUCAGUCUUGACUUGGUGCAGAGGACAGUGGCAUUGGGACUCGAUGGGCGAAGCAGGCACCCUGCAGAUGGAAGUCCUACAGAGCAUAUAUACGAUGAGCCAGAGGGACGUGCUGGAUCUGCACCGCCUAUUAUCACGCUUUAUGAUGAAGCACGGUUGGAAAUGCAUUCCUGGAGAACCAGGGGAAUGGAGGAGCCUCAAUGUCAUGAGGUGGCUCAACAACCACUGCCAGUGCCCAGACCAAAAGGCCCCAAACCUGUCACAGCACCCAAACCAGGCAAAGUAGCACUGCCCAAGAAAGACACUCCUCCUCUGCCUCAAAUUAAAGGCAGUGCUAACCUGAACAACAAUAACAGUAGCAACAGCCAUAACAGCACGGAAGGUGUUAGAAGAGAUGCUGGUGCAGGAAACACUGUGGAGCUUUACAGUAAAGUAUCUAGACAUCAGCCGCCUCCAAAUGCAUGGCAUCCUAUCAUGCAGUCUCCAGACAUCAUCUAUGACAACUUAGGUGACAUUUGACCUAACUUUUUUCAACAUUUAGGCAUUCUGGUCUCCUUUUUCUUAACCCUUAGAUGUUUCAUUGAAGGAAAUGCGUUCAUGGUUAACAAGGGAGCGCUCCGUGUCAGUGCUUGGAUUGAAACCUUAGUCAUAUAGUCACUGACUGUCAAAAUGAUUGAGAGCUAAGACUGUUCAAACCUUGUGUGGAUAAUGCCCUCUGAAAGGGCUUGUACUGGCACAUGCCAGAGUUUUGCACUUCUUGGGCAAAGUAGUCCUGUUUUGUAAAUCUGAGUCUGUGACUUCUGGAAGAGAUUACGAAGCACUUGUCAAAACACUCGGCUCCCUGGAGAAUUUGAGUGUUGUUGUGUGAACGGUAUCUGCCAGAUCCAAUUUAAUGGUUGAAAUGCAAAGACAAAAAGGUCAGUUAUUGCACAGACAAACCUUGAAUUGUUUUCCAUGGAGAUUGUAGCAAAAGGAUACUAAUCCACUGCUGUGAGUGAGUGUGUGUGUGUGUGUGUGUGUUUUAUAUAUAUGUGCGUAUGUGAACGAGUCAGCAGCUGUGCUGUUGUUUAACAUGGCGAUGAUAA
Sinocyclocheilus rhinocerous is the source of this 1766-nucleotide messenger RNA. RefSeq names its product docking protein 1-like. Gene Ontology annotation, cellular component: cytoplasm. The coding region runs from base 1 to 1200 and encodes 399 amino acids. Gene Ontology annotation, biological process: positive regulation of MAPK cascade; cell surface receptor protein tyrosine kinase signaling pathway; Ras protein signal transduction. Lineage: Eukaryota; Metazoa; Chordata; Actinopteri; Cypriniformes; Cyprinidae. The transcript is spliced from 3 exons. The record is from RefSeq and is a predicted model, not a curated record.